AUGUCAGUUUUAAUUUUUAAUAAAAAGUUAUUCAUUUAUGAUAUUUUAGUAAUUUUAAUUUUAUUAUUAAUUGUAUUAACUUUGGUAAAAUCUGAUAAUAGUAAUAAUAGUUUAAAUAAAAACAUUAAUGAAAAUAAUGUAAUUAAAGAAAAUAAAAUAAUAAUAAUUAAUGAAGAGGUAGAAAAUCAAAUUCAAAUAAUUAAAGAAAAUCAAAUUAAUUAUAGUAUUCACUAUGUAUCUUUUGUUCAAAUGAUUACAUUAUCAAUUAUGUUAAUUUGUGGAUUAAUUCCAUUUGAAGAUUUUAAAAAUAAUAAUAAUAAUAAUAAAAAUAACAAUAAUAAAAAUAAAAAAAAAUAA
This is a messenger RNA of Dictyostelium discoideum AX4, 357 nucleotides long. RefSeq lists its product as hypothetical. The record is from RefSeq and is a predicted model, not a curated record. Lineage: Eukaryota; Evosea; Eumycetozoa; Dictyosteliales; Dictyosteliaceae. The transcript has 2 exons. Bases 1 to 357 code for a protein of 118 amino acids.